Messenger RNA from Phaeodactylum tricornutum CCAP 1055/1, 1691 nucleotides. RefSeq lists its product with no specific name. The record is from RefSeq and is a predicted model, not a curated record. Lineage: Eukaryota; Bacillariophyta; Bacillariophyceae; Surirellales; Neidiaceae. The coding region runs from base 12 to 1691 and encodes 559 amino acids. Gene Ontology annotation, molecular function: metallopeptidase activity. The transcript has 2 exons.
UCAAAUUGAGCAUGACUCCAAUCUACUUCCUGCCUUCGUGGCUGCUUGCGGCUACGCUCCUUCUUCAACGAUUGACCCCAACUUUUUCCAAUUGCGGCACAAAAGACCCAUCGCCCUUCGAACAGCGCUUAGAUCAGAUUCGAAUUAAGCACUUGAAGAACUCCCCGCAAGGUCGCCGAUUGAUUGCGGACUCCUGCGAAGAUCUUUGCACCCAGUGUGUGGAGAUAGACGUCUACUUUCAUUUGAGCGCCAUUCCUAUUCCGACAGACGACGGCAGCGGUAGCGAACAGUUCAUUUUCCCUCAUCCUCUCGAGUCGGUUGCUCGCUUGGCGGCAAGUGAUGCGACACUGGCUAUCGAAGACUUUGCGUCGCUGCAAGAUAUCUACAGCCUGAUCGACACGAACAUGCAGGUACUCAAUGAGCGGUAUGCGGAGUCCCCGUUUAUAUUUACUUGGAAAAACGCAGAUCCUGCCAGUGCCAGCGUUUCCGCCAAUCCAGACAUGGUGGACUUUGCACUGGAAACCUUGUUUGACGAGAAUGGCGUGGCUGCGGAACUGCAUACCGGGGACGCUAGCGUGCUGAAUGUCUACCUGACGUAUUCGCAAUGCCUAUUGACUGAGGAAACCGACCCAGACACAGGCGAAGCGGCUUCCGACUGUAGCAUCGUUGGCGUGGCCGUCUUUCCGAGCUAUCAGCAAGCCAAUCGUCGAGCCGAUGGUGUCUAUGUCAACUACAGCACUCUGUCUGGGGGAGGCCUUCCGAGCAACGAUGUUGGGUUGACUUUGGUUCAUGAAGUAGGCCACUGGCUGGGACUGUACCAUACCUUCCAGAACACUGGUGAAGAUGAGGGUGUAGAUCCAUGCUCACCAGAGAACGGGAACGACUACGUUGCCGAUACACCCAUCCAGUCCGCCUCGUCCCAGGAGCUGUACGAAUGCUCGUUAAGUUUUUACGAGGGCGAAGAGCUCCCAGACUCAUGUCCCGACUUGGCUGGAAGCGACCCUGUGUUCAACUACAUGAACUAUGUCUCGGACGAAAAAUGCUGGCCUCCCGGCGUAGGUGAAUUUACGUGUGGACAGUAUGAGCGAAUGUACAUGCAAUGGCUUCUGUACCGCCGGUCGAACGAACCCUGCCAAGACAAUGAAAUUGAUAUUGAAAUUUCGAUGGAGAUCAGCGAACUCUUUACUGAAGAAAACGCAUUUUACCUUACAUAUGUCGACACCGGUGAAGUGGUGCUUAAUUCGACACGUGAUUUUGAAGCCCUUGGGCCUCCUUAUCAAACUGAAGUGAAAUCUGACUUUUGUGCUCCCGUUGGACAAUACUCGUUGGUACUCGUGGACAAUGCUCUAAACGGAUUCCUGGAUGGUGGGUUUGUCGAAGUGACUGUCAAUGGCGACCUGGUAGAACGUGUUUCCGGAAACUUUGGAGAAAUGGUCACUAUUAACUUUGGAAAUACAGCCGGGGAUCCAGGCACAGUCCCGAGUAACAGCACUCCCAGCCCGGCGAUAGAAAAUGGUCCAACGCAAAGUCCUGUGAUGAACAACCCGCCAACACUGAGCCCAGAGAAUGGAACUGUUCCUGAAGGUGGUACUUCCCAGGUCAGCGAUGCAUCGUCCCAUGGUUGGUCCCACACAACCAUCAGCUUCGUUAUUGGUUGGGCGAUAUUGUGUGUUGGAAUUGUCCAUAUGUGA